Humulus lupulus (European hop) is the source of this 624-nucleotide messenger RNA. RefSeq names its product serine/threonine-protein kinase BSK5-like. Gene Ontology annotation, biological process: protein phosphorylation; brassinosteroid mediated signaling pathway. The record is from RefSeq and is a predicted model, not a curated record. Gene Ontology annotation, molecular function: ATP binding; protein kinase activity. The transcript is spliced from 6 exons. NCBI's taxonomy places the organism in Eukaryota, Viridiplantae, Streptophyta, Magnoliopsida, Rosales, Cannabaceae. Bases 1 to 624 code for a protein of 207 amino acids.
AUGAUUCAUCCCUCUGCCCUCCAAUUUGCGGCCCUUGGGUUCUUGCUCUCCGUGGGUGAGGAGUCUGUGUUCACAGCUAGGUCAGUUGGGAGUCUCAGAAGUGAGAGAUUAGCCAAUCUGAUUGGGUGUUGCUGCGAAGGAGAUGAGAGGUUGCUGGUGGCCGAUUUUAUGCCCCAUGAAACUCUCGCUAAGCAUCUUUUUCACUGGGAUGCUCAACCAGUGAAAUGGGCCAUGGGAUUGAGGGUGGCUUUGCAUCUGACACAAGCUCUGGAGUACUGCAGCAGCAAAGGGCGUGCAUUGUAUCACGAUCUCAAUGCCUACAGGGUUUUAUUUGAUCAGGAUGGCAAUCCCAGACUAUCCUGCUUUGGCCUCAUGAAGAAUAGCAGGGAUGGCAAGAGUUACGGUACAAACUUAGCAUUCACUCCUCCGGAGUACCUGAGAACUGGUAGAGUGACACCAGAAAGUGUGGUUUACAGCUUUGGAAUGUUGUUGCUGGAUCUUCUGAGUGGAAAACAUAUACCCCUAGCACUUGAUCUAAUUCGUGGCAAGAAUUUUCUGAUGCUUAUGGAUUCUGCUCUAGAGGGUAAUUUUUCAAAUAAUCAAGAUCGUGGAAAGUUUGAAUGA